Molecule: messenger RNA, 1280 nt
Organism: Diospyros lotus (date-plum)
Lineage: Eukaryota; Viridiplantae; Streptophyta; Magnoliopsida; Ericales; Ebenaceae
Product: probable UDP-3-O-acylglucosamine N-acyltransferase 2, mitochondrial
Exons: 10
Coding region: 83-1003 (306 amino acids)
Biological process (GO): lipid A biosynthetic process
Source: RefSeq, a predicted model, not a curated record
AUGCAAUGUAUGACUAACUGGUUACUGUCCGCAGUGAACAACUGCAAGAUUCAAACUUGAUUGCAGAGCAGUCUUCGCAGGUAUGGCACGUUACCUGAGACGAUCUGCCAGCAUUGGUUCUUCAAACCCUGUUUUCAAUUUCCUCCUCAAGACGGCAUACGUUGAAGAAAGUCGCGCCUUUUUAUAUCGAGGAUCCAUAUUUUCCAGCCACCGUAUUAGUAGUAACCAUUUCUCUGUAUGCUCAACUGAUCAAUCCGAAUCCAAGUUUGUCCCUCGUAACCUUGACGUGAAUGCUGGAAGGGGUGAUGAAGGAUUUCGGAAAUGGCAUAAUGGAGGUGGAACCUUCCACAAGUCAGCUUGCAUAGAUGCUACGGCACUCAUAGAAAUUGGCGCCGUAGUGCAUCCUAAGGCUGUCAUAAGUGCAAAUGCUCAAAUUGGAUCAGGAGCUAUUAUUGGACCUGCUGUUACAGUUGGUCAAUCAACAAAAAUCGGGUAUAAUGUUGCACUAAGUAAUUGCACGAUAGGCGAUUCAUGUGUUAUCCACAAUGGCGUAUGCAUUGGUCAAGAUGGAUUUGGUUUUUUCCUGGAUGAGCAUGGGGACAUGGUGAAGAAGCCUCAACUCUUGAAAGUACUGAUAGGGCAUCAUGUGGAGAUAGGAGCUAAUUCAUGCAUCGAUAGAGGCAGUUGGAGAGACACUACCAUAGGAGAUCACACAAAGAUAGACAAUUUAGUUCAGAUAGCUCAUAAUGCAGUUAUUGGGAAGUGUUGCAUUCUCUGUGGGCAAGUUGGUAUUGCAGGUUCAGUAAUAAUGGGUGACAAUGUAACAUUAGGUGGAAGGGUAGCAAUUCGUGAUCAUGUCUCAAUUGCAUCAAAGGUUCGGUUAGCAGCUACUAGCUGUGUCACCAAGGACAUCAAGGAGUCUGGAGAUUACGGUGGCUUCCCUGCUGUUCCCAUUCGUGAAUGGAGGAGACAAGUCGCCAUCAACCGCCGCACCCAGAAGUAGGCUCUUGAGGCUUCAUCACAAACUAAUUAAAAUUUGUAUUCCAUACUGCAUUUUGGAAGGUUUCUUUUACUGAAAGUUUAGAACAUGAGAAAGUUUAUGCUUUUCUUGUGUUUUGGGGGUGCGUUCUUUACUUCCUGCAAGCCUUAGCUUAAUGGCUUUCAAGCUGUCUCUUACAAAAAUUUUAUGUAAUAAGACUUUUAGUGACCAUACAUUAGAAAGAAAAAUAGGUGAAAUUCAUAGUUUUGUAUAUGUAUUUUCAUGUGGUCAUUCGAAUUUU